This is a messenger RNA of Sphaeramia orbicularis (orbiculate cardinalfish), 823 nucleotides long. Its product is annotated as dnaJ homolog subfamily B member 9-like. The record is from RefSeq and is a predicted model, not a curated record. Gene Ontology annotation, biological process: ERAD pathway. The coding region runs from base 166 to 720 and encodes 184 amino acids. Gene Ontology annotation, cellular component: endoplasmic reticulum. Gene Ontology annotation, molecular function: misfolded protein binding; protein-folding chaperone binding. NCBI's taxonomy places the organism in Eukaryota, Metazoa, Chordata, Actinopteri, Kurtiformes, Apogonidae. The transcript has 3 exons.
UAAAUGAUGCAUUGUUUUAGCAGGUGGAGGGAUCCCUUGGCGAUCUGCAGCUAAAAUUACGAUGAGAUAAUUCAAAUAGGGGUUAAGGAACAACGCAUAUUUUAGUGCAUCUUUCUACUACAUGAGGCGGAUCUUAACCAGACAAGGAUUCUACAAAGUUGACGGAUGAGUGACCCCAGCAUGGCUCUGCAUGCUGUUCUCUGGAUACAGGCCUACACAGUCCUGGUGCUCUGCUUAUCUCCAGCUCUGCCAGCUGCAUCACAGACAAGAAGAAAUUACUAUGAUACACUCAAUGUUGAGCCAACAGCAACUGACAACCAGAUAAAAAAGGCUUUCCGUUCACUGGCUGUAAAGUACCACCCAGAUAAGAACAAGAGCAUUGAUGCAGAGAAGAAUUUCAGAGACAUUACUGAAGCUUAUAAAGUACUCUCCAACAAAGACAACAGAAGACUCUAUGACAGGUUAGGUCAUGAAGCUUUCCUAAAAAAUGGAUCCCCCAUUGACCCUGAGGAAGAACCCGACACAAGCUUCCAUUUUGAUUUUGCUGAUAUCUUCCAUGACUUUGAGGGCAGUCCUUUUGUCGAGGAGUCACACUUCAUGUGGAGCUUUCCUCAGGAUGAGGAGGAUGACAGUGGUGCUUAUGAACAUUAUAGCUUCCAUGGACCAGGCUUCACUUUUUAUCAUUCAGAUGGGGAUGAAGAUGAGGGAGACCACUGUUAAUAGACUAAAAGGCAUUAUUGUGGUGUGUGUUCAUAUAUGAAAUACUGUAUUCGGAGUUUUGUUGUCUUUAUUUAUAAUAAAGUCUCUCUAUGUUAAAGUGUUA